AUGCAAUAUAAUACUAUAGCGAGUUAUAGGUUAGCAAUUAGUAAAGUAUAUGAACCUGUCGAAGAAAAAGCUAUUGGUGUACAUUCUAUUAUUAUUAAAUGUACUUCAUAUGAAAUACAAAAAUCUCUAUUUUUUACUACAACUGUUUCCUAUAAGCUGGCCUCAACAGACUCAAUUGCACAAUGGAUUAAGUCUUGCUUGACUAAAUCUUUAGAGGAUUUAAUAGCCAGAGAUGUACGAGUAAUUUCAGCCUUUUUAGCUCAAAACAGUGAAGCUGAUUUAGCUAUAAUUAUG
Messenger RNA from Scutellospora calospora, 294 nucleotides. The record is from the annotation of a GenBank genome assembly. Lineage: Eukaryota; Fungi; Glomeromycota; Glomeromycetes; Diversisporales; Gigasporaceae.